Messenger RNA from Tuber melanosporum (Perigord truffle), 3554 nucleotides. RefSeq lists its product as uncharacterized. The record is from RefSeq and is a predicted model, not a curated record. The transcript is spliced from 3 exons. Gene Ontology annotation, biological process: regulation of cyclin-dependent protein serine/threonine kinase activity. Gene Ontology annotation, molecular function: protein kinase binding; cyclin-dependent protein serine/threonine kinase regulator activity. NCBI's taxonomy places the organism in Eukaryota, Fungi, Ascomycota, Pezizomycetes, Pezizales, Tuberaceae. Gene Ontology annotation, cellular component: cyclin-dependent protein kinase holoenzyme complex; nucleus. Bases 1156 to 2511 code for a protein of 451 amino acids.
AAUUCUUCUUCCUCUUUUCUCAUUCUGAGUCCUUUCCUCUCCCUCCCUCCCGCCUCCCUCCCUCCCGCUCAACCUUUCUUCUCUCCCUCUCCAAAUCGAAAAUCGAAAAAUAGAGUGAUUUCCCCUUUUCAAUUUUUUUACCCCUUCUAAGCCUUUCUCUCUUAAAAAAGUAAACAAAAAAAAAAUUAAAAAAUUAAUUAUCGGACGGUAUUCUUCAUUGAAUAAGUCUGCUUGCUUUGGGCUGUUGUGGGUAGCAGAGCGGUAGGGGGAAAAUCUUGCACCUUGCGGCGUCGAAUCAUUGCCCAGCUAGGAUCCGCUUGUCUGUCAACCUUUCUCCCUCGAAUAAUAAAAACCGUUCCACAACCCCCAACCUCUCACAACCUCUUCUCCUUCCCACUUGACUGUCGGUUGGAGUAUCGAAAGGGAUCCCGGGCGGCAGAAAAGUAAACAGCAACAACACCCAGAGGCACGAUCAAAGGUUUCUCUCUCUCGACUACCGGUAAUCAACUACCCUCUCGGACAUAUUUACGGUUCUCCUUUACGUCUUUUUUUCGGGGGCGUCGUCACAUUCACGUUGCUGCAUACCAUCGGCAUUUCUUCGCUUUCAGUCACGACUUUUCUUUGGUUUUGAUAAUCAGCGCCACGAACAUCAUCCUGUCUCUGCUCCAUCUUAAUAGAUUUUUCUUCAGAAUAUAGCGAAUCGCGGACCUAUUAACUUAGCAUUUCGUCUUCGCACUCCGGCGCUCGCACUUCCACUUGCCUUUUCUUUUCUUUUCUUUUUCUCUCUUUUUUCAUUGGAGUUCUAACUUCUCAUCUCGAAAGCCUUUUAUUUUAACAUUACAAAACGCAACUUUGAAGGGUUUAGCCUUUUGGUAUCCGUCUAGCCGUUUUCUACUUCCUGUUUGUCGUCUUGCGAUAAACCUUCGACUCCAGACCUUUUCGACUUGACGAAGCACACCAUCACAGUCACCCGAUAUCCAACAGCCGUGUUUUUGAAUGGGCAAUCGAGUUUAAGUUUUGCACCGCAAACUUAGUUCUUUGCACCUACGAUCCGUCGUAGCUUACGCAUUCUUAGUCAAGGAAGGAGGAAAAACAGACUGACGGCAUACUCUCGACCGCGCGGCUUCUUUCUACUACAAACCCUCGAAUCUUACCAUGCCCUGCAUGUUUACUCCUCAAUCUCGCCUCCCGCUCACGCCUCCCGAUUAUCUUCCAUCCUAUGGCGGCUGCAAUGGAGGCAUCCAGCUCAAUACUCAUCAGUUCGCGAUGAGCUCGCAGGGACUGGCGAUGUCUGAGAAAGGUGCCGUCUAUGACCAUAAUCUCAUGGAAACUUAUUGUCGGAAGCAGAUGCCUUCGUAUUCACAUGCUCCUGGACAACCAUACCCUGUUUCACAACAGCAGGGCAAUUAUUCCGGCCUACCACCACCCGGUUUGACCCACCCUGCUGGUCGGUACUUUCCUGUGCCGGCAUUGUCGCUACCAAUGCCUGUGUCAUCUGGCCGACGAUUGGAAUUGCCGCCUCUUGAGGAAUCCUUUCGUCACAGACAGGAGCCAAGAAAGCAGGAGCAAUCUGUGCAUCAGCCUGAAGAGAAACCUGUUGGUGGGGUAUCUGCCCACUUAGAUUACGAUAUGGAGGAGAUGACGGAAUUUGUUGGCGUUAUGGCUCAACAACUUGUUUAUCAACGUUCUGUUUCGGACCGUGCGCUACCUCAGCAAUUCCGUAAAUUUGUCCUUCAAAUUUUAUCCUCAACACGGUUGCCAAGUUCAACCAUUUUGCUAGGUCUAGUUUAUCUGCAGAGACGAAUGGCCAAGCCUACCCCUACCGCGUUGCGGCAUGAUCACGUGUAUCGAAUGAUUACAAUCGCUCUUCUACUCGCAAGCAAGUUUCUGGAUGAUAACACCUUCCAGAACAAGUCUUGGUCUGAUGUCACAGGUCUCCCUGUGGACGAACUCAACACUUUGGAGAAGGAUUGGUUGAAGGAGAUAGGGUGGGAUUUGCAUGUUGAUCCCGAGGGAACUAAAGGGUUCAGCCAGUAUACAACAAUGUGGGAAACGUGGGUUAGGAAAAACGGGACAAAGGCGGCCAUUCCGGCGCUUGCACCCAUCAACACUAAUAUUCGUCACCACCAUCGCACCGAGUCGACGUCAUUCUCACCUUUGUACCCGUCCUCACAGGCCUACCACCCCUUGGGCAUAUUGAACGAUUCUGCCCUGCACCUACAGCGUCCUCAGCAAUCUCAGCCUGAGGGCUCUUAUUGGUACUUGAACCCUGGAGAAUAUUCUCCUCCAUCGGCCCCGGAGACCGGUCCGACAACUCCUGAGGGGUAUGCUUAUGGGUGGUCUGGCGCUUUUGCAUCACAUCACCGGUCAUCCACAUAUCAGCUUCCGGCAUUAUCAAAUUAUCAUCACUCUCACCGUGCUUGGCCUGGCGGACAUCCUUGUGGCUGUUCUGUUUGCCAGAGACCUGAUGGGUACAUGAUGGCGAACUUUUGCCAACCCGUCACUGCCUAAGUACUUUUUCCUUUCCUUUUCCUUUUCACUCAAUUCGCAUGGUUUGGUGAUUGGUUCAAAAAUAUUUUUUCCUGGCGAACUCCACUACAUAAAAGUUGGUUUUUCCGAUCGUCAACUGCUAGAGACAAUGGAUGCAUGCUUUGUUUUUGUGUUUCCUUGUUCCCUGCUAGUCUUGGCUUUUCACUAACUUCGGUAUACUUGUUUUUAUAUCUGCCGGACUUACCUGUAUUUUGUUUUCCUUUAUCUUUUCUUUUCUUGAACUAUAUGUUAAAAGGGAAGAUGGGCUGCGUUUUCUUCUUUCUUUAAUUCUUUCGAAGGGAUACAAUUUUCCCUUCUCAUCAGUCCGACUGGGUUCGAGUAGUGUUCAGUAUUCAUUUGUUUUACGAUGGGAAAGGAAAAUGGUCAUGGGUUGGGGUUUCUUCUUUACUGGUAGUGCUACAUUCUCGGGUUUAUCCCUUUUUUACCAUUCCUUUGCGUUUCUUUUAUUUACGAUCAUUCUUUUCUUUAUUGUCUGGGUGAUUUUCUGUAUUCUUUUCUUUUUUAGACCGUGAUUCCUAUUUUUUUCUUCAGUUCUUGGUUCACAUUUUUGCAUUUUGAUUUCAUCCUAAUGUUCCCUUUGGCUAUUUCUUUUGUUUUAUAAUUCUCGUGGCCUGGUUCCUAUCCUUUUCACAUGGCCUUCGGGAAUUAUCCGGUUGGUGGGUUCGAUUGCUUGUUACGAUAAUGACGCCGUAGUUUCGUUUCUGAAAGGGGUGUUUGUGGCUUUUUUUACUUUUUUCUCCAUAUUUUUUUCUUCCCCCUUCCAACUCUACACUGUGCACCCGGGUUAAUAGGUACUUGCUUGUAGCAGUAGCUAGUGGCGAUGAACCAAACCAAUCUUGGGCUGGAAUUGGAGGGUGAUAUUUUAGUCCAGUCUAGGACACUUGUGGAUAAAUCAUACUUUUUUCCUUACCUUUUUUCUUUUUUUUCUAUACAAAUUCACUUGUGCAUGUUUCGGGAACGGGGUGAGGAGUGAGGGAACCAAGAAAACUGAAAUUUCUCACCAA